AUGGCUGUUCUUGCGAACGCGAAUUUUACCAGCGAGCUGGUUGGUCUGAACGAGACGAGAAAAGCGGUGGAAAAUGCGGAACAUCGUGCUCGCCUCGAGCAGAGGAAAACCGACUCGAGAAUUGGUCGUAAAAACAACCGGGAAUACGCCGAAGCCCUUCAUACCGAAGCUGAUGAAUUGUAUCGAAAAGGUGAUUACGAGUCUGCAUUGGUGCUGUACCAUCGCGCCGCGAACUUGUUUCCUCGGGACAGCAGUCACAGUGUGGCAGCCAGGCGAACCUCCGCAACGAUAAGCUCCUGCAAUAAUCCGUCGAAAGCUCUGCGAAAGGCUUUUCGGGCCACGAACAACGGAGAACGAUUAACGAUGAGUCUGUGCCCGGAAACGGCCGCCGUGUUAGCCAAUGACAGGCUCAAGAAGUCGCCAAAUCCCUCCUCGGUCGCUCAGAUACUCAGAUAUUUCGAUUCCCACAAGAGUUUCUGGAAGACCCUGCCAUCCCCCCGAAGCUCGACAAUUCAGUUAUCGCGAAGCAAAAAGAUAGCGAACAAACGGCAGAUAGCCGAUCGAUCAUUGUCCAACUUGCAGACAGCUUUCAAUUCCGGGAAGAUAACCUCAGCCCUGAAGAUAGCUCAGGAUUUACUCGCGUUGUCGGCCGGCUUCGAGAAUCCCAGUCGUUAUCAAAUAGCCGCCUAUCACUAUUUGUCCUUGAUUCACGUAGCACUGGGCAGACACGAUCGAGCAGUGUGCAACGUGUCCCGCCUGGUGCGUUUAGCCAAAAGCACCGACGACGAGGUUCAGGUCUAUCGAUCUUUCGUUACCUUGGGAAAGGUGCACCUGAGUUUCGGGCACCUGGACGCGGCCGCCAAGUCCUGGGAGUACUUGUCCAAGGAUUUGAAGGAACCGAUUCCCGUCGCUUGGAUCAGGCACGAGAUCGGACGAUGUUACUUGGAGACUGGAAAGUACAAACAGGCGAUGGACAUGGCCGUCAAGUGCGUGGAGGCUGCUGCGAAGGGGAAGUCGAAGAAGUGGCUGCUUUAUGGGAAGCUACUUUUAGGUAUCAGUCUGGCGAAGCAAGGGACGUUCGUGGAUGCACUGGAAGAGUUGCAGGUCGCGGCGAAGAUCACCGAGGAAGAGGGUGACACUCCCAUGCUGUCCUAUAUCCGAAACCUUAUCGAUCAGAUGGCGCGCGCCCUUCGAAGCGUUCCACUGGAGGACGACUGUUCGAAACAGAGAAUUUCUCGCGAGCAAAUCGACCAGCAGCAACCGAGACGAUCGAGCCUGUUUGUCAGCCGCGAACAGACCGUAAUAACCACGAUGUUCACACAGAGGAUGAUCACCGAGUACCGAGACGGUUUCAAUAGCGACGCGUCCGUCGACCUGGACGAGCAUACGGACGAGAUAACGAUGCAUUCGGAGAAGACUAAUUCGGAACGGUCUUAUCAAGAGAGCCCGGAUGCCAACGAAACUGUUUCAGGAGGGGGUACCACCUUCAGGAAACAUAGUCGAAGAGCUUCGCGAUGUUCGUCGACUUCGAACGACAAAUUCGAGGAGGAGGAGGAGGAGGAGGAGGAGGAGGACGUAGAAGAAGAGACGGAGUCUAGCGGAACGGAAGACGAUCAGGACGAGGGGGUCAAGUGUGCCAGCAGCAAAACGUCCUUCAAAAGCGCGAACACUACGGCCACUUACGUGAUAGAAGGCGGUGACUCGAAGGUGGACAACGGCGAACAAAAAGGGGUAUCCAGGAUGGUCGAUAACGCCGCCGAAGGCUCUGGCAGCGACAAGAAUCUGGAGAACUCCAUUCACGGAGAUGGAUACCUCCAUGUGAUGGACCAGCUAGGCAAGAUGGAGGACACCGAGCUGCUGAUGUUGCUCAAGAAGAAACUGCUGGAGGAAGAUUGGUCCGAUUUCAGGAAUUCGGGAGAUAGGCAGGAGUGUAGGACACCGAGAUCUCGCCAAGAUACCAACAAGGUCGUUGGGAAUCACUAA
This is a messenger RNA of Megachile rotundata (alfalfa leafcutting bee), 1983 nucleotides long. RefSeq lists its product as uncharacterized. Gene Ontology annotation, molecular function: protein binding. Gene Ontology annotation, cellular component: cytoplasm. Lineage: Eukaryota; Metazoa; Arthropoda; Insecta; Hymenoptera; Megachilidae. The record is from RefSeq and is a predicted model, not a curated record.